Molecule: messenger RNA, 2157 nt
Organism: Eimeria maxima
Lineage: Eukaryota; Apicomplexa; Conoidasida; Eucoccidiorida; Eimeriidae
Exons: 8
Coding region: 1-2157 (718 amino acids)
Molecular function (GO): nucleic acid binding; ATP binding
Source: RefSeq, a predicted model, not a curated record
AUGAAGCAGGUGCAGCAGGCGGUGCAACCGGAACAGCAGACGCAGGAGCGGGAUAUAGGAGACACUGCAUAUCUUCUGAAGAGGCUAAUGGAAGCCUUGGGAUAUUGGGAACUGCUGGGGGGCCAAGAGGAGACACUGCGACGAUCUGCAGAGGGACAAGACCUCGUCCUCUGCAGCCCUACAGGCUCGGGGAAGUCCCUUUCCCUCCUGCUGCCCCUGCUGCAGUGGCACACCGCUCGCUCAGCAGCAGCACCAAACACAGGGGGAACGAAAGCAGCAGAAGCAGGUGCAGCAGGAGCCACGAAGAGGGAGCGUUUGACCCUCGAAGUCGAUAUCAGCAACAGCAACGCGAGCAACAGCAGCACCAUAGGAGGCAGCAGCAGCAGCAGGAGUCAGCCGCAUGUAACGGACUGGGAGCUAUUGCCUAUGUUAGCCAAUGGGGGGUCUGCUAAGGCAGCAUAUGCUGUCUGUACAGCCGAGGCUGUCUCCCUGGUGGUUGUCCCUACUGCAACUUUGGGACUUCAGCUCUUGGGGGAGUUGGCGGAGGCUGCUCGCCGCUGGCUGCCGGUAGCUACGGAGUUUAGAGACAGGAAGACAGACAAGCGGAGACAACCGUCAGCGCCUCUCCGUGUCCCCCAGCUGUUGUUGAUCGAUGACACUUUACCGCAGCAGCAGCAGCAGCAGCUGCUGCUGCUCAGAGAUUCCUUACAAGAGGCAGCAGCCGCGGCAACUAGGACGACCACCCACAAAGCUCCGCUUCUGUCUCCUCCUGUCUCUGCAUUCACCUCUCCUGCUCUUCAAUGUCGCUCUGUUUCUCGUGAUACCUCUGCCUCUCCUUGUCCUGGUGUUCACCCUGCUGCUGUUCUCGCCGAUGAGGUGCUCUCCUCUGGAGUUUUGUGCCUUCCUGCGGACUUGACACAGGACAGAUCCAACGGGCCUGAUUUUCGCCUUCUGACCUUAGGCCCCCCUGGGGCCUUGCGGCGUUUCGCUUCCUGCGUCCGCCACUUCGUGCUCGACGAAAUUGACAGAAUGCUGCAGCCUCUCCGCCGCUACGCUCCGCUAAAGGAACGCAUGCAGAGGCUCAAACAGCCCCAAACUGUUGAAGUAUUGCUGAGGCUCUUAGUGCAAAGUCGAUGCUCCACUACCGCUAUUAGUGGGGAGAAGCCCGAUAACCCGUGGGCCCAUUUUGUGGAGACAAGACCUCAAGAUUUGCAUCGGGCCUCGACGGUCUCCGCCUCCCGGCAUCCUCUCCCGCUGCAGCUACUGGCGGCCAGCGCAUCUCUAGGCAGACCGCUGCAUCGCUACCUUGCGAACCUUACUCGGUGGAAGCAGCAGCAGUUGCUGCUGCGGCAAGCACGCGAUCCGCCACUAGAAGACUUCCUCAGCAAGAGGCGAAACAACGAACUGCAGCCUAUGCGCUUCAACAGGGGACUGUCCCUCUCUGGGACAUUCGCGACUCCACAGCAACGUAUGAAGGCUGCCCUUGAGCGCCUCGCAGACAAGGGCUUGCUGGGUCUGCCCAGAACCCUCACAGCCCUGGGGAAACCCGCAGAAGGGGCCAGUGUAGGUCUGGGAAUGCAUUCAUUGCCAAACCCUUUCAAGGCCAUAUUGCCGAUCAUCAGAAGACGUGACACCGAAAAGGGGCUGGAAGUGUGCCUCCUGUUUUUUAUCCUUUGCUCGGUUGCAUUGCUUGGCAAGAGGGAUGCGCUUGUGUGCAAGAAGGAUGCGCUUGUGUUCGCUGCACUGCACGCAGAAACACUCGCCGAUGCUGCCGCUGAUCUCUGCAGCCAGCUCAAGCCCCGCAAAGCCCUGCUUCUGCUCCAGGAAGGGUCGUCAUUGAGAACGCUCCAGAUGUUCAUGAAGGCCAGAGGCCACAAGGUCGGGUACCAGCUAGUGGAGCUGUUGCAUCAAACCGGCGGGUGGUGGAGGAAUCCUAGGCUGCAGCAGCAAGAUAACGGACAGUUCCAUCAGCCCCAACAGCUCAUUGCCACAACGAUGGAAGCUGCCCGAGGCCUCCACGUGGCAGGUGGCGCGUCGGCCGAUGUGGGCAACAGGGCCUCUCCGUGGCGGUCUCGGAUGCUGCUACACAACGGCAAGCUAUACACUGUCUUGUGCAAACACCGGAGCUCACCACAGCCAUAUCUACCCUAUUUGUAA